CGCUCGUGUCCCGUCGCGAGAGCUAUCGCCCAACUUUUCUUGAUCGGAUUUGUGUGUUGUGUUGAAUAGUGAUGUGACUGUUAACACUGUGAUGUGUGAUUUAUUGAUAUACUGAAGCAAAGAAUACAGCAAUUACAAAAUGAAGAAGUAUCUAAGGGAACAUUUUGAAAAGUAUGAGUGUUGUGAAAAUUAAUGAUAUAGUGUUGUGACAUUGUGAAAAUGGCAAUAGCAAAAAAUACCGGAUUAUUAUUUAUGAUGUGGGUGAUAAUACCAUUGCAUCGAGCUGAUAAUUUAGAACUGCUCCUUGGCACACUCCGGACGCACCAGAAAGGCGCUUGUGACGAAGAGACAGUGACUCUUAUAUGUCCCAGAGGCACAACUAUCAGCAUACAAGUGGCGCAGUAUGGGUCUUCAGCAACCCAGACAUCGUGUUCUCCGGAGCUAUUGGAGUAUCCACCGGUGGCUGUUGAAGUGGUUGGGGACACGAGCUGUACUUGGCCAAAUGCAUUACAGUAUUCCUUGUUGCAGACAGUCGUCGAGGCGUGCCAGAAAAAACGACAGUGCAAAUUCAACACGAGCCCUAAAGCUUUUGGUAUAGACCCUUGUCCUGGUUCCAGAAGAAUUGUUGAAGUAGCAUAUAAAUGUCGUCCAUACGAGUUUCGAAGUAAAGUUGGCUGUGAGAACGACGUGCUUCAUUUGAGCUGUAACCCACAUUCAAGGGUUGCUAUAUACUCGGCACAGUACGGGAGGACUGAGUAUGAUUCAAUACAAUGCCCACAGCCUCGAGGGAUGAAAGAAGAAACAUGCCUAGAACCAUACGCAACGGAGACAGCUAUGCGAGAAUGUCAUGGAAAGAGACGGUGCGUUCUAUCGGCUGACAGCAACAUGUUCGGCAAACCUUGUCGAACGGGAAGCAGGACUUAUCUUAAAGUUGUCUACACAUGUGUGCCGCAGACAGUGUUGAAGGAGAGGUACGAGAGUGCUCCUGAAGAAGACGAGGUAGCCCACGUGGUGCCUGAUCUUGAGCACGAAGAUAUUGAUGACCCAGCAGACAGAUGGUGGGGGGAAGCAGUGCCGCCUGCACCAGCUGUGGCUGCUGUACCUCCUCAACGGCCAGCACAUUCCAUUAAUGCGACCAGAGAAGAAACUUCAAUUAUACCACCACAACAGCACUUGCCAAAAGAAGGUAAGAAAGUGUGA
Molecule: messenger RNA, 1200 nt
Organism: Leptidea sinapis
Lineage: Eukaryota; Metazoa; Arthropoda; Insecta; Lepidoptera; Pieridae
Product: protein eva-1 homolog C-like
Exons: 8
Coding region: 220-1200 (326 amino acids)
Molecular function (GO): carbohydrate binding
Source: RefSeq, a predicted model, not a curated record